AUGGUUGGUAAAGCUAGUUGGACUAGCAUGAAUGAAAAUAUACGGUUUGUUCUUCAUGUAGAUCACCCUCCACCCUCCACCUUACGCAGUCACGUUCCCCCAGCAUCGAUCAACCAGCUACCCUCACACUCAAGGCGGGCUGAGUGGGGAAAUCAUGGUUUGUCGUCACCUUCUGGUUCUCUUAACCUUACCGAAGCUUCCUUCCUCAGGGCUUGUAUCCCAUGUGUUCCUCUAUCUUUCACCAGAGAUAUAUGGUUACCGAAGAACAGAUGUCUUCCUCUCAACGGAAAGAGCUUUAACCAAUUUGAGGCACCCUUCCAUCCCCUGUAUACGCCCAAUUCCGCUGUCCUCCGAUGGAUUUGGAUUUCUCGUCAUGAUCACCUUGGGAACGGACCUCUACGAUUGGUUUCCGACCCUACUGGUCAGUCCACGUUAGCAGAGAGGGAGGGUGCCGCGUUAGGCUUUCCUCGCUAUGCUCCUGACCACUUGGUGUUGAGCGAUACCUGGUUGUAA
Marasmius oreades (fairy-ring Marasmius) is the source of this 513-nucleotide messenger RNA. RefSeq lists its product as uncharacterized. Bases 1 to 513 code for a protein of 170 amino acids. The transcript has a single exon. The record is from RefSeq and is a predicted model, not a curated record. NCBI's taxonomy places the organism in Eukaryota, Fungi, Basidiomycota, Agaricomycetes, Agaricales, Marasmiaceae.